AUGGCAGACGGAGAAUGGGUUGCCAUUGGCUGGGCCCUUCUCGUCCUACUGGGAACCAGUUUUCUGGCUGGGGCAGCAAUUAAUAUAUUCAUUGUGGCCGUGAAUCUCGCUGACUGGUUGAAGAGAAGGCAACUUAGUGAUCUGGACAAAGUUCUGACCUGUAUUGGGGUCUCCAGACUGGGCCUUCAGAUUACGACCACCAUGACUGUCUAUGGGGUCAUUUUCUUUCAGAUGGAUUUACUGUACGAAGCCAGAACGGUCUCAGAAGCUCUCAGGUCCCUUGAGUUGUUCUUCAACUACUCCAGCACUUGGGUCACAACGUUACUCUCUUUCUUCUACUUGGUGAAAAUCGCCAACUUCCACCACCCGGCGUUUGUCCUCCUCAAAGAGAGAAUUUCUCAACUCCUGACGGCUCUGGUUAUUUCUUGCUUAGUCUUUGCCUUAGUUAACACGUUGCUGCUUACGUUGUGGCCUCCUCAUAUCAAUGGGCUUCUUGGGAACUCAACGCACGACCUCCAUGAAAAUGUGACCGCGUCCCAAUCGGACAGAAGAGUUUUUGUUUAUUUGUUUGUAGCUGGGAAACUCCUUCCCUUCGCUAUAUCCGCGGUCUCAUUAACCCUCCUGCUUGUGUCGCUCUCGCUCCACAUCAGGCAAAUGAGAGACAGCAGCCACUCCUCGCCCAAUCUGGACAAAUACUACACUGCCAUCAAAUCCAUGAUAUUUUGCUUUCUGAUCUAUAGUAUGCACAUUGGCAUUGGCUUUGCCGGGCUCCCAUAUUCUUUUUCUAUGAAUAUCAUAUGGAUACAAAUAAUGAAAAAUCUCUUUCCAACAUUACAUUCUCUUUUCCUUAUAGUAGGGACGGUCAAGCUGAGGCGACAGUUCUGGCGUAUAACCCAACGGGCGGCAAACUGCUUCUCAAGGGGGAGCUCCAUGGAACUGACAGAGACAAUUCCUCCCUAG
This is a messenger RNA of Xenopus tropicalis (tropical clawed frog), 960 nucleotides long. It is a transcript of the gene t2r8, whose product is annotated as bitter taste receptor 8. Gene Ontology annotation, molecular function: G protein-coupled receptor activity; bitter taste receptor activity. Gene Ontology annotation, cellular component: membrane. Lineage: Eukaryota; Metazoa; Chordata; Amphibia; Anura; Pipidae. Gene Ontology annotation, biological process: G protein-coupled receptor signaling pathway; sensory perception of taste. The record is from RefSeq and is marked provisional.